GGAGGAGGAGGAGGACAGACCACACCUCAUCAGAGCCAGGCUGACUCCGGCACCGGGUCUGGAUCAGUUCAGGGUUCAGCUGUCGGUCCGUCCGGGUCUCCUCUGCUGCAGAAGAAACUCUGGACUCGUCAAACCUUGGAUAUUAAGACACUAGUGGAUUAUUUUUCUUUCCUUUGGAGUCUACUUUUGGAUCGUUUCUGUGGAGUCGGUGCCGUUUCCUCCUCUUCAUUUGGAUUCCUGAGGCUUCGUUUGUUCUUUCUGUGGAUCUUCAGGUUUCCGUCCUGCUGUCCAUCCUCAGACAGCGGUCCGUUUGUCUCAGGUGGGGUUCUGGUCUCCGGGGUUCUGCGCGUCUAAGGUUUUGGCUUCAGUUUUCCAUCUGAAUGCCCCAGGAUUACCCUCAGGCUGCAUUUCCCCCGGCCUGCAGGGCGGCAGCAGAGAGCGGCGGCCAGCUGGAGAGGCGGAGCGUCGGCAUGAGCGAGUUCUGGCACAAGAUGGGCUGCUGCGUGGUCGCCAAACCGCCGCCGAAGAAGAAGAGGAGGAAGAUUGAUCGCAGUAUGAUCGGAGAGCCGACAAACUUCAUCCACCUCACACACAUCGGAUCAGGAGAGAUGGCAGAAGGACUGCAGCCGUCAGGGUCAGUGCAGGAACAGAUGAGAUCUAAAGGACCCAACAUGAACGGCAGAAACAGCCUGUUAUAGCAGGUGUUUAUGAAUCCAAUGAGCUGACCGACCUCCUCCAAACCCCCUGUACCGUCCAAUCAUCAGGCGGGGCUUUGACUCCGCCCCCUGAGGACUACCUGUGACUUUAACCAGAACAGAUAACCAGCAGCCAACAAGUCCACACAGAGAGUUCUGUGGCACUUGCACACAUUGAACCAGAACUACAGUCCCCAGUAUGAAUUUGAAGCCUCCAACAAUCCAUCAGCUGAUUAUCAGCAUCAAGAAAAUACUAGUGUUACCUUAAAAGUGGAAAAUCUACAAUGUAAUUAAAAUCGAUGCUUUUCCCUAGUCAGUAUUAAUGAAAAUUCACUAGACUACAUUUCCCAAAAUACCUUUCUGUUCAGGAUCUUAUUUAACUGACAGAAUGUCUGUAUUAAAAUACUUAACCUGACAAUCCAGGAAGAGGUUAUGAACCCCCAAAAUCCUUCAUUUCAACCCUCAACAGCUGCUGACUUCAUUUCCCAGGAUGCCUUACUCUGUCCAGAUUCUAGAAAACGAUUACAUCAUUAAAUACUAAAGGACCUAUUGUUUUCUUCCUUUUUUUUUUCUUUUAACCGUUCUAUGCAUCCAGAACACUGCUUGAUCUCAGCGAUGAUGUACCUGGACUUCAUCUCCCAGGAUGCUUCACUCUGCUCAGCCCUAAAGCUGGUAUUGAACAUGUAAAGACUUGGAGAUCAGAAAGUCCCUGAAUCCCCUCGACACUGGACUCUGUGUAACUGUGUGUUUGUGAUGAAACCUGGUUUUGAUUUUGCCUCAGUUUCAAUAUAAAUGGCUCCUCCCUGAAUUUGAUGGAAACUUCCAUCUGAAAACAAUCCGUUUUAUUUUUCUUUUUAUACUGGCUCCUCAAACUGUGGUUUAGGGCCCAACUGGUGCCCCUUGCUGACGUUUUCUGCGUCCAUAAAAAGACUGAAGUUUCAUUUUUGGUUCCAUAUUGAGUUUUUUCUUGUGUUUGAACAGUUCAUUUUGCAUCUGGUGGGAGUUUUUUUUUUUUUUUUGCUUAUAUUUGAGAAUAUUUUAAUGUUCUGCUGAUUUGACUGAUUUGCUAUUUACUGUUUCAUCCUGAUCAAACAUCACAAGUUGGUCAAAACACUGAAGGUGGUUGUAAAGUCAGUGGUUCAGAUGUUUGGACAGAGUCGAUUUGACUCAAAGAUAAAAUGUGUUUAAUAUAUUCUUCAUAAUACAUACUGCUCUUUAGUAGAAACAGAGAGAAACAGAAACCGAUGGCAUGUUUCCUCAUUUCAAAUGCAUAAUUUCACUUUCUAUUUAUUCAUUUACUGUUUCAGAUUCAUUUUGUGGUUGAAACAUUUUACAUACACGCGAUGGAAAAUACCAUGUUAUUUUGUUUAUAGUCUCAAAAAUAUAAAAACAGCCUCAGAAUUUCCAAAAAUGGCCGAGUAUGUGACCAACAAGUAUCAGUUUAACCAAAUACAGCCUAUUUUUUUUUUUUUUUAUUCUAAACCAUCUGGUACCAAUCAUUUGGCCAAUUCUGUCUCUUUUUGUCCCAAACAGAAAUAAGUUUCAGUUACAAACACAUUAAAUACGACAAAUUUAAGUAUGGAUUGGUUUUUACAAACUAAACAGACUGUUUUCAUUUUUUUUACACGUUGCAUGAAAUCAGAUUCAAUGUUUAAUGGUUUUAUGUCAUGUCUCUAAUUUCUGCCAAACAGCACUUGACAAUGAACAGAUGUGAGCUGUUGAUCACAUGUCUGAAUCUUUUAAAAUGAUUUUAGUGUUAUUUUCAUCCCUAAAAGGUGAGAAAAUGCAGAUGUCACCUGGUUCCAUAAAAUUGCCAGUGGAUAUGAAGAGAACCUUUGAAAAGUCGCAAAAAAUAAAAUGCAAAUUAUAUGCUUUUCCAUAAAUGGGUGUGUAGUGGGUUUAGUGGUCAGAAGGUGGCGCUGUAGGCUAUGAUGCGCAUGUCUGUAAUAAAAGUAGUAGAAGAACUGGAAGAAUUCUACUAGUAUUGUCCAAAUAAAAUGGCUGUGAAGUAACAAUCUGUCACAUGACCUGUUUGGAGACAAUCAGCUGAGCAACAUGUUCACAAUAUCUGGACUCAUUCAGAAAAAUGAGCAUUAAGUUCCUCUCAAAAAUAUUAAAAAGCCCCUUAAGUGAGCGAAGAAAACUUUUUUGUAGGGCAAAGGUUUUCAAAGAAGGAAAAAGAAAGUAAAUAGCCGUUCUGUAUCAUCGUUACUGGUUAAAACAUCAGACUAAAUCUAUUGUCAGGAGCAUUGUUUCCAUAUGGUAGAAACUUUGAUAAGUUCCAAUAAAAAAUAACAUAAAUUAUGCAUUUCCACAAAGAACAUUCUGUCUCUGAUUUCAUAGAAUGGUUGUGAUGCUUUGUCAUGAAACAGACACGAAUCAUUUACGUUAAAUGUUCAAGUGUUUCCAUUUCACAUCAUGUUCAUCAACUCAUUUUUAGACAAAAAGCAGAAACGACAUUAAGUGAAAAGUCCCUUUGGUUGUUGCUAUUUCCAUAAAUGUGAAUCCUCUAAAUGCACAGUAAACACAUUCAUGGAAACACAAUGACUGAGUUAAAUCUGAUGUUGAAUUUUUUAUUAUUUUUUUUAUGAUUUGACUGAUCCAGACUGAGACAAAAGAAGAGAAAACUCAUUUAAAUUUCAGCUUCAACUGAUUCUAAAUAAAUACCUGACAGAAGUUUGUACUUUUUUUAUUACCAAGAUUACAUAGAUCCUCUAAACUGAAGGUGAACAGCUCUGUUUACUGUAGACUGGAGAACUAUUCAGACCUAAAUAAUAAACUGCCCUGAAAUGGUGAUUCGCCCUGAUAACACGACCCAUAAAUGUCAUAAAAUUCCUGUUCUUCGAGCUUCUGUUCAUGGAAAUUAUAAUAUCAGGUAAAAAAAAAAAAAAAAAGAAGAAGAAGAAAUCCCAGUAUGUUCAGAUGUUACUGUAUCUAACAGUGACUUUUGGGAAAAUCCAUCCGCCUCUGUUUCCAAACUUUGCUGUUGUCCUGCCUACGCUCAGUGGUUGCCGUGGAAACAGGCUGCUGAGUCACAGUGUUCCCCUUCACCGUGGCGACGGGCCACAUCCUCCCUACGGCGGCCGAGACUCCAGAGGCCAAAACAUCUAUUUAAGGAAAAUCUGAGCUGCUUCUGCUCAGCUCGGAUUCCUGUGGACGUCACGCUACGUUCAUGGACAGUGGGACUUCUUAGGCUUUCACCUCUGUUCUGUGUCUCCUCAUCAACAACCGACAAAAGCCAAACCAAACUAAAUCCAGUUUGUGCAAAAUUACAGAAAGCAGGAUUUCAAAGAUAUAAGCACUGAAAAUAUUCUGUGAUUUUUAUUUUUUUUUACAAACAUCUCGAAUCAUGUUCUCAUCUUGAAUUUCCAGAAAUAGUAGAAGUCUAGACAGAGUACAGAUACUUGUGUAAAAGUAGAAGACUGAUUCAAUGUCCUUCUGCUGGGAAAGUGAAAAAGGCUCUGAAAUGUGUAAGACAAAAGUAGACUGCACAUGUCAUUGAAUAAACACUUAGAUUGCAAACAAUUUGGUGUUGAUUUAAUUAAAUUGAACAAAAUGAAUGAAAUAAGCACUAAAUCUUGAAAGUAAAGUUUAUGUUUGUUGUUUUUCCUCAUUUUCAUUUUUCAUUGUGUUUUUUUUUAUAUUGUUUUGUCUUGUCAUGUGUUGCAUCUGCUUCACUGAUUUUAUCUUAUUUCAUGUUUUGCAUCGUUUUACUAUUGUUUUGCCUUUUACUUUGUUUUGUCUUAUUGCAUUUUUGUUUUUUUGAUGCAAUUUUGUCUGGUUUCACCUUUUACUUCAUUUUCAUCAUGUUUUGUCUUCUACAUUGUUUCCAUCUCGUUGCUUUGUGUUUUACAUCACUUUCAUUUUGUUGCAUCUUUUACAAUAUUUUUGUCUUAUUACAUCUUUUCCUUUGUUUCAUCUUUUAUUCCCAUUUCAUCUAAAUGUAAAGGGGAGAAAAUACAGAUAUUUUUCUUAAAGUGUGCAGUGUAAAAGGAAAACGUGUUCAGAGCAAAUCAAUCUGAAGUAUUUGUACUUUGUAACUUCCACCUCUGGAAACUUCCUCGUCUGUUCAUUGUCUGUGAACACAACCUUCAUGUUCAGUCUGUGCAAAACAACAUGCAGAUGUUUUAUGAAACUAUCAGGGACAAAUGCACCUGAACGCACCACCUCAGCAUCUGGACAGCCCAGAUUUCAAGGUUUGUUCUCGUUGACCUUUCUGGCAUCCGUCCAUGUUUCUUCUCUUAAACAUGAAGCUGUUCUUAGUAGUUUUAGUCUGUCUGAUCUGAUCUGAGACCAGCUGCUAAACCUUUCUUCAUCUAAAUCCUCACUUUCUGUUCACAAGUAUUGGAGCCACUUUUUCUGAAACCUGUCAAUUUAGAGCAGAUAGAACCACCUGAACCUGUCCGAACAAAACCCUUUUCUUGUUUUUACACUUUUAUUUGUAUCACAGAUGCUGUUGAUUGCAUUGAAUUGCGUUUAUUGUUUUGUACAAAGUGAGAAUUGUGUGAAAAGCAUUGAUCACCGAGCUUCAGAUCGUCUCAAACCUUCAGAGGAGCCAA
Messenger RNA from Sphaeramia orbicularis (orbiculate cardinalfish), 5254 nucleotides. RefSeq names its product CDC42 small effector 1 (gene cdc42se1). NCBI's taxonomy places the organism in Eukaryota, Metazoa, Chordata, Actinopteri, Kurtiformes, Apogonidae. Gene Ontology annotation, biological process: regulation of Rho protein signal transduction. The record is from RefSeq and is a predicted model, not a curated record. The coding region runs from base 381 to 698 and encodes 105 amino acids. Gene Ontology annotation, cellular component: plasma membrane. The transcript has 5 exons. Gene Ontology annotation, molecular function: small GTPase binding.